CUCGCCGACCGUCAGUCGAGUCCAGGAACGCCGCCAUGAAGGGUCUCGUCGCCGUCCUCGUGCUGAUUGGUGUUGCGGCGUGCGUGCGCGCGGACCCCGUGAAGGGCGAAAAGUGCCCCCGCGUGUGUCCGUUGAACCUCGCCCCCGUGUGCGGCGUGCAGUGGGGCGACCGCUUCCAGACCUUCUCCAACGACUGCGUGCGCCGCUCCCACAACUGCCAAACCAAGGAGACUUUCGAGUUCGUCUGCAACGGCACCUGCAUCUACGCCCCGGACGACCUGACCCCGAAGCCCCGGGCCGGGUACCUGCCCGCGUCCACCCUGUGCCGGCCAUGGGGCUAGCCGGGCCAGCCGGGCCAGCUGGAUAUCAAGUCGAAUAAAGUAUUUGUCGCGUCCGUCCGCCAGAACGCUCCUUUUUAUUCAUUGACCGUUCCUCGGCGCAGUAAAGACAAUCCCCGGCGCGCGCUGGCGGCGCUGGCGGUCACCGCGAGGAACGAGGACAAAUUCGGAAAACGGGCAGGACGCGCCGCGACGGCCGCGACCUCCCGCCAGGAAGGACAGGACGAGACAAAAAAAUAAAAAAAGAGAAAAGGCGGUCGCUAAACGAUGGCCACUUGGAGAGGCCGGCGCGGCCACCCGCACGGCCACCCGCGCGGAAACGUAAACAAGACCGAUUUCAUGAGCCCGGUGGCUUUGAUAAAUCGCGUGUUUAUGUAUCGCCCGAGGGAGGGGGAGGGGGGAGGAGCGCGGGAAACCUGAACGCGAGGAGCGGCCGGAGGGAGAUUACGCGAGCCGAAGGCCGAGAGCCGAAGGGCGCCCAAAGGCCGAAGGGAAAGUUUGCUGUUGUUUCCAUCGGUCCGCGAGAAGCAAGAAACAAGGCUCUACAUUUCAGAGACCCGUGAGUCAACAAACACGGAACGCACGGCACAGCGUCAACACGACAGUGUGUG
Messenger RNA from Thrips palmi, 949 nucleotides. RefSeq names its product vasotab-like. Lineage: Eukaryota; Metazoa; Arthropoda; Insecta; Thysanoptera; Thripidae. The coding region runs from base 36 to 341 and encodes 101 amino acids. The record is from RefSeq and is a predicted model, not a curated record. The transcript has 3 exons. Gene Ontology annotation, molecular function: protein binding.